Molecule: messenger RNA, 1057 nt
Organism: Procambarus clarkii (red swamp crayfish)
Lineage: Eukaryota; Metazoa; Arthropoda; Malacostraca; Decapoda; Cambaridae
Product: claw keratin
Source: RefSeq, a predicted model, not a curated record
CAGUCACCCCGCGAAACAGUCACAGUCACCUCUCCUGCAGUCUUCCCUCCUUCCCUCCUGCAGGCACCAUGAAGGUCUUUUGGUUGGUGUUGGAGUCGCUGGUGGUCGUGGCUGCCCUUCUGCUGGGUCCUAGCAGAGCAGACCCUGUACCCUUGGCCCUCGCUAGUCCGGAACCAGUGGCCCUGGCCUACCCGGAUCCCCUCGCCCUGGCUGAACCUGAUCCCCUCGCCCUGGCAGACCCUGAUCCUGCCGCUGAUGCAGACCCAGACGCUGAAGCCGAUGCUGACCCUGCUGCUGACGCUGACCCCUGGGGUCGAAGAUUUGGUCGCCAUUAUGGUCGGCGCCACCACCACCACCGUGGUGGUUACGGCUACGGGGGCUACCGAGGCUACGGAGGCUACGGUGGCUAUGGGGGCUAUGGUGGCUAUGGUGGCUACGGUGGCUAUGGGGGCUAUGGGGGCUACGGGGGCUACGGGGGCUAUUAUCCCUAUGGUGGUCUUGGCUUCGGUGUUUACUUCGGAUAAAUUCAAAGAGCUGAAUACUGUAUACUGCUGACCUGAGUUUACCAUUAUUCCCAGCGGAGUUUACGGUAUCUUUAUACCUGACAACUUGGUUGAACUUAUAUUCUUACCGUUGAGGACCUAAUGUUACUCUUAAAGAGACUUUAUGUGCGUGUAUACAACUGGGAACUUCACGUGGAAAAAAUAUAUUCCUGUUGACCUUAACAGUACAAGCGACGAACUCUACAUGACCUGAAGACUCACAUUUAGAGUCACAUGUAGAGUUCGGAACUACGAGACUUAAGACUCAUCUUAAUCCUUCCUGGACUAAGAUCCUUAGGAUCCUUCCUGUCCUGAAAUCCGAGAAUGCAUUUUGUCCUCCGGACAGUUUCCCUCUAAAUAAAAGAUAGUCCUACUCUAUGUAAGAUGGACAAAAGAUAGUCUUACUCCACGUCAAGACGCUGGUGGCUGAGUAUUGUAUCAACCUUAUGAUCUUUCCUUGUAGAGGGUAAGGAACAUUGUAAGUGAAUAAAUUAUUAUAAUAAAAAUACCGAGGA